This is a messenger RNA of Mollisia scopiformis, 879 nucleotides long. RefSeq names its product NADH-ubiquinone oxidoreductase-like protein 30.4 kDa subunit. Lineage: Eukaryota; Fungi; Ascomycota; Leotiomycetes; Helotiales; Mollisiaceae. Gene Ontology annotation, molecular function: NADH dehydrogenase (ubiquinone) activity. The transcript has 3 exons. The coding region runs from base 1 to 879 and encodes 292 amino acids. The record is from RefSeq and is a predicted model, not a curated record.
AUGGCAAUGAGGGCAUCGAAUCGUGGGGCGCUGGCUUCAGCUCUGCGAUCUACCAGAACAGUUCUCUCCCGCCGCAACGAUACGACUCUUCGAUCCUUCACCUCUACCCAGCAUGCCAGAAUCGUAGUCUCUCCGGAUACUCCAAACAUGCGAUUUGCCCAGCGAGAACCAGAUGUACCCGGUGGUCUUCGUGUCCCUCCUAUCAACCCAGCCGACAAGUACGCAGCCAAGGCAGAUGAUAUGCACCGUUAUGGGUCAUGGCUUAUGGGUUGUCUUCCAAAGUACAUCCAGCAAUUUUCCGUUUGGAAGGACGAACUGGUCAUCUACAUCCCACCUUCUGGUGUUAUUCCAGUGUUUACGUUCCUGAAAUACAACACCGCUGCUGAAUUCACACAAGUUUCUGACAUCACCGCGGUCGACUUCCCUACACGAGACCAGCGAUUUGAGGUUGUUUACAACCUUCUCAGUGUGCGUCAUAAUUCCAGAAUUCGAGUGAAGACAUAUGCGGACGAGGCAUCUCCUGUUCCUAGCAUUACAAGCCUUUACGAUGGUGCCAACUGGUACGAGCGUGAAGUCUAUGAUCUGUUCGGUGUCUUUUUCAUCGGACAUCCAGACUUACGACGAAUCAUGACCGACUAUGGCUUCGAUGGACAUCCUCUACGGAAGGACUUCCCUUUGACCGGAUACACUGAAAUUCGAUAUGACGAGGAGAAGAAGCGGAUUGUUGUAGAACCACUUGAGUUGACACAAGCUUUCCGAAAUUUCGAAGGAGGAAGUGCUGCAUGGGAGCAAGUUGGGCCUGGUGUCGAUAGGAAGCCUGAGACAUUUAGACUACCAGUCGCGAAGCCCGAGGAGAAAAAAGAGGAACCAAAGAAAUAG